Molecule: messenger RNA, 754 nt
Organism: Umbelopsis ramanniana AG
Lineage: Eukaryota; Fungi; Mucoromycota; Umbelopsidomycetes; Umbelopsidales; Umbelopsidaceae
Exons: 4
Coding region: 144-491 (115 amino acids)
Biological process (GO): endoplasmic reticulum to Golgi vesicle-mediated transport; retrograde transport, endosome to Golgi
Cellular component (GO): Golgi membrane; COPII-coated ER to Golgi transport vesicle; Golgi cis cisterna
Source: RefSeq, a predicted model, not a curated record
CACAAAAUGUGGUUGACCGAUACGCAGAGUAUGUCUCUCAUCUUGGCAAAAAAAGGCACCACCACCGCGCCGUAUUAACGUCUUUUUGACUUUCUCUUCAUUUAGAAAUUGGUGCUGGUCUCACGGCAUUCGGCACCUUCUUCAUGCUCCUUGGCAUCAUGAUGUUGUUCGAUGCUGGCCUUAUUGCUAUCGGAAACAUCUUAUUCUUAUCGGGAAUCACAGCCAUUAUCGGACCACGUUCCACGCUGUUGUUUUUCAUGCGACGUGAGAAAAUCCGUGGUACUAUAUGUUUCCUUGGAGGAAUAUUGCUUGUCUUUUUCAAAUGGCCCUUUGUUGGAAUUGCUGUGGAGAUUUUUGGUUUCCUCAAUCUCUUUGGCGACUUCUUCCCUGUUAUAUUUGGCUUUUUGAAGAGAAUGCCCAUCAUUGGCACCAUACUGUCUCAUCCCGCUAUAUCGAGGGUUUUGCCUAGAGAGUCUCGCACUCGUGUGUAAAGGAUACGCUGUGAACAGGUUCUCAUACCGAAACAUUUGUAAAAUCUCCAUCCACCCUGCUUCGAUUAUGUUUACUUUCUAUGUUGGGUUACAAAAAGUUACGACGUCCAUUUUCAUGCAGAAACUUCAAGAAAGGAAAGUGUGAAGUGGGCGGCGACGCGCCGACGUUUAGAUAUAAUAAAAAAACAAAAGAACGAAUGAAUCAACAGCACUUUACGAUUUAAUAUACGUUAGCACCCUGCGUAAGUGUGCGUUUAUAGUGA